CUGGCCAAUGGGUGAUGCGAAGGGCGUGGCCCGUGGAGGGUUGCGGGGGCUCUUCGGGCCUCUCCCCCCAGCCCGGCUCCGCCAGAUCCCCGGGAGCCCUGCCGCUCUCUGGGUCCGUGGCUCGCGGCGGUGGGUCCCGCCGGUCUCGCCCUCCGCACGCCGCUCCGGGACGCCCGUCGCCCCCGCGCCCUCUGCCCGCCGGGACGGGGCCGCCGACCCCCAGUCGCCUCCCUGUUAACUGAAGCUGCUGCGCCCCCGGUUCCUGAGACAAGAUGCCGUCGGGUUUCCAACAGAUCGGCUCGGAAGACGGGGAACCUCCCCAGCAGCGAGUCACUGGGACCCUGGUCCUUGCUGUCUUCUCUGCUGUGCUCGGUUCCCUGCAGUUCGGCUACAAUAUUGGGGUCAUCAAUGCCCCGCAGAAGGUGAUUGAGCAGAGCUACAAUGAGACGUGGCUGAGGAGGCAGGGGCCUGAGGGACCCGGCUCCAUCCCGCCAGGCACCCUCACCACCCUCUGGGCUCUCUCCGUGGCCAUCUUCUCCGUGGGCGGCAUGAUCUCCUCCUUCCUUAUUGGCGUCAUCUCUCAGUGGCUAGGAAGGAAGAGGGCGAUGCUGGUCAACAACAUCCUGGCGGUGCUGGGGGGCGCCCUCAUGGGCCUGGCCAAAGCCUCGGCCUCAUACGAGAUGCUCAUUCUGGGACGGUUCCUCAUUGGCGCCUACUCAGGGCUCACAUCAGGGCUGGUGCCCAUGUACGUGGGGGAGAUCGCCCCCACUCACCUGCGCGGUGCCUUGGGGACGCUCAACCAGCUGGCCAUUGUCAUUGGCAUUCUGAUCGCCCAGGUGCUGGGCUUGGAGUCCAUGCUGGGCACCACCGCCCUCUGGCCCCUGCUCCUGGGCAUCACGGUGCUGCCUGCCCUCCUGCAGCUGGUCCUCCUGCCCUUCUGCCCAGAAAGCCCUCGCUACCUUUACAUCAUCCGGAACCUGGAGGGGCCCGCCAGGAAGAGUCUGAAGCGCCUGACCGGCUGGGCCGACGUGUCGGGUGCGCUGGCUGAGCUGAAGGAGGAGAAGCGGAAGCUGGAGCGGGAGCGCCCGCUGUCCCUGCUCCAGUUGCUGGCCAGCCGCACCCACCGGCAGCCCCUGGUCAUCGCGGUGGUCUUGCAGCUGAGCCAGCAGCUGUCGGGCAUCAACGCCGUCUUCUAUUAUUCAACCAGCAUCUUUGAGUCAGCGGGGGUGGGGCAGCCGGCCUACGCCACCAUAGGGGCCGGAGUGGUCAACACGGUCUUCACCUUGGUCUCGGUGUUCCUGGUGGAGCGGGCUGGGCGCCGGACCCUGCACCUCCUGGGCCUGGCGGGAAUGUGCGGCUGCGCCAUCCUGAUGACUUUGGCGCUGCUUCUGCUGGAGCGCGUUCCUGCCAUGAGCUACGUCUCCAUCGUGGCCAUCUUUGGCUUUGUGGCAUUCUUUGAGAUUGGCCCCGGCCCCAUCCCCUGGUUCAUCGUGGCUGAACUGUUCAGCCAGGGCCCCCGGCCAGCGGCCAUGGCCGUGGCCGGCUUCUCCAACUGGACGUGCAACUUCGUCAUUGGCAUGGGUUUCCAGUAUGUGGCGGAGGCUAUGGGGCCCUACGUCUUCCUUCUCUUCGCCGUCCUCCUGCUUGGCUUCUUCAUCUUCACCUUCUUAAAAGUGCCUGAAACCCGAGGCCGGACGUUUGACCAGAUCUCGGCCGACUUCCACCGGACACCGUCCCUCUUAGAGCAGGAGGUGAAACCCAGCACAGAGCUCGAGUACUUGGGGCCCGAUGAGAAUGACUGAGGGGCCAUGCUCUUGCCCCUCCGGGGACCCCUCCUCUCCUGUGCAGCCCUGCAGCCCGCUCUCCCUCCUUGCUCCCAGGGCGACACCCCUGCAGCCUGGUAGAAGUGGGAAGCUGGCGGGGACCGUGGUCUGAGCAACCCCCCAUUCCCCUCGCGUGACUCUUGGAUUAUUUAUGUCGUGGUUAGGCUGUGGCCAUCAGGGUGGGCCAUUCUCUGGGCUCCCCCUCCCCCAUAGCCCACCCCGCCCCCACCUGGCCACCCUUCCAGAAUAUUCUUGUCCCUUGCUAGAGAAGGGGUUGUGGGGAGGAGAGCCCCCGGGUGGGACGGAAGUAGGAGCAGGACUGGAGCAGAGAAGGUAGCUUUCUGCCAUCUCGGACUCCUCCUCCUCGCGGGCACCUUCUCUGAAUUCCUGCCACAUAGACUCUGGGUGAAGGGGGUCCCGCCUUGACCCCUCCCAGACGAGGACGCACCCUCCCAAGGCCCAAGCUCAUCUCUCCUGGCAGGCUCUGCUCUCUCACUCAACCUUCCAGGGCAAGAGGGCCGUGUGCCCAUGUGUGGUGAGAGGGACUGCCCAUCCCUUUUCCUCUGCCUUCAAGGAUGUUCUCCCCACAAGCUUCUGACCAACUAAGGGCAAGAGGAGUUUGAAAGGCUGCCUGUAAACACGGGGUGGGAGGAGCCCUCAGAUAUUUUUGUAUAUGUUUGCAGAAGGGGUAGAAAGAAGAAACCAAAGGUCUGUUGUACUAAAUGUAUAUAUAUACAUAUAUA
Messenger RNA from Lontra canadensis (Northern American river otter), 2566 nucleotides. RefSeq names its product solute carrier family 2 member 4 (gene SLC2A4). Gene Ontology annotation, cellular component: membrane. Gene Ontology annotation, biological process: D-glucose transmembrane transport; cellular response to insulin stimulus. NCBI's taxonomy places the organism in Eukaryota, Metazoa, Chordata, Mammalia, Carnivora, Mustelidae. The record is from RefSeq and is a predicted model, not a curated record.